AUGGGCUUCUCGUCCGCACUGCAGGGCCGGGUGGCGCACGAUGCGCUGCUCAAUCGGCAGGAGGCCGAGCUGAAGCUGCUCGAAACGAUGAAACGGUGCCUGGUGCAAAAGGUCAAGUGCGACCGGGAAUAUGCCGUUUCGCUCGCGGCCGUCACCCAACAGGGACUCAAAAUCGAUCGCUCCGACGAUCUGCAAGGAAGCCACAUUAUGCGUGCCUGGCGCAGCUUCCUCGAGGAGCUGGAGCAUACGGCCAAGCAGAUCCGGACGAACGCGGAGCAGCUGGAGACGGUCUGCCAUGACAAGCUGGCCAGCCUUUAUCAGGAGAAGCGGCGCGUCCGGAAGCAGUAUCAGGAGGAGCACACCAAAAUCGCAACCCAGUUCAGCCAGCUCACAGAAGAUGUCGCACGGAAGAAAAGCGAAUACCAGAAGCAUUUAGACUACUACAAGCAGCUACGGAGUCGAUUCGAGGAGCAUAUCAAAUCCGGCCGUUCCGGGCGCAAGCUGGACGACGUCAUCGACAAGUACCAGAAGGCCUGCCGGAAGCUGCACCAGGCGCACAACGAGUACGUCCUGCUCAUCACCGAGGCGGUCGAGGUCGAGAGGGACUUCCGGACGAUCCUGCUGCCCGGCCUGCUCGAGCACCAGCAGUCCCUCCAGGAAGGCUUCAUACAGGCGUGGAGCAACCUGCUGCAGGAGAUUGCCAAGCUGAGUGACACAACAUCCGAGAAGUUCGUCGACAUACAGCGGCGCAUCGAGUCGAGCAUAGCAGGCAUCAACUCGACCGAGGAGUACCGGGACUUUAUGGAGAAGCACAAAACCACCCCGACCGCACCGGUCGUAUUCCAGUUCGACGAGGCGCUUGUCGAGGAUAGUCUCGGGAAGCUCCAGGCCAACACACUCACCGUGGACAACUUGACCGUCGACUGGCUACGAGGCCGACAAACGGAGCUCGAGGGCACGAUCAAGGAGCUACAGGAUCGCCAGAACAAGCUACACACGGACACGAACGGUGGUACGAACGGUGCGACGGUUAGCCCGGGCGCCAGUCCCGUCGGUACGCCCGGCACGAAACCGUCCACACCGAUCCUAAAUGGCGGGUCCACCAACGGCUUGGUGCUGCUGGGCAAAGAUACAAGUGUACACAAAUCUUCCAAGGAGUUGAACACAUUGCGCUGCCAGGAACGACAAACGCUAAGGCUGGUCGACAUGAUCCGCACGGCUUUGAACGAGGUGGGAUGCGAAGAACUGCCAUCUGGAUGUGACGACCUCUCGGUGGAGCAUCUAAUCGAGAACAAAAAGUCUGUCAGCCAGGAUCUAUCGGUGGACUCGCCGCACAACACCUCGACGACGAUGGGACUCUUUUCCCUACGCACUGGUGUCAACAGUGGUGGUGGUGUUAUGUCCAUGCUAAUCGAUCAACUACGCCGCAAAUCGGGCCCACCGGGAGCGUCUGGAUCGGGGAGCAGCAGUAGAACACCCCGGUCGGGACCAACACCGGUGCAAACGCCGAAACCAGGCCACCGAUCGGCGACAACGACGGUAAAUAGCGUCAGUGAAAGUUGUGCUUCCGUUGCGUGUGAUCGUGUGUUGCAAGCUUCCGCCGGCGGCGAUAGUCAGCUCGCGAUUACUAACAACCAUCAACCACCGGUGGUGGUGGAACCGGACGCCGACAGUGCCACUUACGCUGAGCUUGCCGAUGGAAACGAUUCCGACCACCGACUGUCGAACGUUUACGUCGACAUGGAGUCGUACCUGUUGCAUGAGCUCGACCGGGGUCGAUCGUUUGACUAUACUAACAUUAGCAGUGCGAGCGGCAGCCGCGGGCGCAAGGUGGUUCCAGAGGGCCCCGCUACCGGUAACAGUAGCCCGAGUGAGUCCGAUCCUAACCUAACUAACACGGACCGGCGUGGUGAUGGGACUACGCACUACCGGAGAUUGCGCACCCAGGCUAGCAGUGAGGACAGUGAGAUGCAUCUCUUGAACCAACUGCACCACCGUCGGACACCACCGGGUGAGCGAGACGAUGACGAUGGAGCAAGCUGUACGACAGGCGACGAGCUGAAUGACUCCAAGAACAAUUUGCUUCGGGAGGAAAGUUUCGAUGAAGAUCACCGUCAGGGUGCGGCGUGUGAGCUAAGGGAAAACUCAUCAUCUAAAGACGGAGAAGGCAAGUAUCUCACCAUGAAGAAGGCCCCAACACCCCCGGAGACCUCGCCGGAAGUAACGCGCCGCUGGAAAUCAUCGAUCGAGCAGCAUCUAGACAACAUAGAUGCGCUCAAUCAGAAGCUGGACGAACAUCAGCGUUUAGCAGCUCGACUCUCCGAAGAGUAUGAAUACAUACGGGUUCAGACGCUCAGGAGAGACAUGCCAGCUCCACUGCCCGUGCCUCCUAAGCCACCGGCCGCGUUCGAAAAGGUGAACAGCUUCCGCGAGAAGAUCAAGCGCAAGAUCAAGGGUUCCCGUGCCGACAGCGACAAGACGACGGAGCGCGCCGUUACGCCGGACACUCCGGUGGAAAGUGGAGGAUUCUCGGGACGACUGAGAAACCGUAUGGCCCACCAUGGUCAACGGCAGUUUCGGCUUAUGAAAGACACGGACUCUGCCAGCCCCUCGACCGAUCGGUCGUUCGCUGAUAGGCCGCUACCGAAUGGUAACGCUUCCGGGCGGAAAAAGAAAAAGCGUAAGUCCACCAAGGCCACCCGGACACAACAACAGCGGCAGCAGCACCAGCAGGGUCGCAAUGGGGAUCAGCAACUUCCCCAGCUGCCACUGCAUCCUCAGCAGGCUUUCUCCGAGGACGAACUGCUUGCGGAAGAGGAUCAACCGGGGCCAUCCCCCGAGCAUACGGCAAAAACGGGUGGGAUUGGUACAUCCUUCUCGCACACUGUUCGUGCCACCUGGAGGGAACUGCUACAUUCCACAAACAAGGUGAAGGAUUCGUCGAUCAACCUUGCACAUCGUCAGGAUCGGCCUGAGGAGAAGCUGGAUCUAAUAACGGACCAGGACCGGCCGGGACUUCUUUCAAUACGGUUCACUUUCUCCGAUGGCGCAGCUGACCAGGGAGCGACUUCAGGGUCGCCCGAUAUGGACCCGAACACCACCGGAGAGUAUUGCGUUCCGUUGCUACUAAAAUCGCACGCCGUAGACGAACCGUUUCCCUCAGACGCGCCAAGAUCGCAGGUGGAACUACCAGAUAGCGCGACCGGAAGUUCGAGUAAACCCAGCACAAGCCUGAAGAGCAACCUUCGGGACAAGCUAACCAAGCUCGUGCAUAAAAGCAAAUCCUCCCAAGCCGGACCGGAGAAGCUCCCGAAACCGAACGGAAAGCCACAACCACCAACCGCACCGGAAAUCUGUCGGACGUGCUCAAAGCGUAUCGUGCGCCGUACGGGUGGAAUCCAUGCGAGUCGCACCGUGCUGGACUUUACGAAAGAGUUUCCUGAUGUGGCCGUUUGCGAUGGCGGCCAUGACCACGGUGACGGUGACGAAUGGUCCCACUCGGAGAUGGUUAACCUCGAGUACGAGGAUAUCGAUGUGCUAACGUUUAAGCCCCACAAACUAACCGGCCCUUCCGAGGGUGGCUAUGGUGUGAGUAUUUGUACGUGUGGUAUGACACUCUCGACGAAUCGUCCGCUGCACGAGGAAGAAUGGUUCCACGGAGUGCUGCCUCGGGAGGAGGUGGUCCGAUUGCUGCGCAACGAGGGCGACUUUCUGGUGCGCAAAACGACCCGCAACGACGAAAGCCAAACCGUGCUGAGUGUCUGCUGGAACGGACACAAACACUUUAUUGUGCAAACGACGGCGGAGGGACACUACCGGUUCGAGGGACCUGCGUUCCCGAGCAUACAGGAGCUGAUCGUGCAUCAGUACCAGUCGGAGCUGCCGGUAACGGGACGCUCGGGGGCCGUCCUGCGUAAACCGGUCCUACGGGAACGCUGGGAGUUGAGCAAUGACGACGUGAUCCUGCUGGAUAAGAUCGGCCGCGGUAACUUCGGUGACGUGUACAAGGCCAAGCUGAAAUCAUCCAAGAAUACACUCGUCGCGGUCAAGACGUGCCGCAUGACGCUACCGGAGGAGCAGAAGCGCAAGUUCCUGCAGGAGGGUCGCAUUCUCAAACAGUACGAUCACCCGAACAUCGUCAAACUGAUUGGGAUCUGCGUGCAGAAGCAGCCGAUCAUGAUCGUAAUGGAACUGGUUGCGGGUGGGUCGUUACUGAUGUUCCUGCGCAAGAACACGCAGACCCUCGGACAGCGGCAGCUGAUGAGCAUGUGCCGAGAUGCGGCAGCUGGCAUGCGUUACUUGGAGUCGAAGAACUGCAUCCAUCGGGAUCUGGCCGCUCGGAACUGCCUAAUUGGCAGUGAGAACAUUGUCAAGAUAUCCGACUUUGGAAUGUCACGUGAGGAGGAAGAAUAUAUCGUGUCCGGCGGUAUGAAGCAGAUUCCAAUCAAGUGGACCGCACCGGAGGCGCUGAACUUUGGCAAGUACACAUCCCUCUGCGACGUGUGGUCGUACGGUAUCCUGGUGUGGGAGAUCUUCAGUCGAGGUGAUACGCCGUACUCUGGCAUGAGCAACUCGACGGCUCGCGAGCGAAUCGACGAGGGCUAUCGGAUGCCGACGCCGGAGGGCGCCCCACCAGAAAUGUACCGGCUCAUGCUCAAAUGCUGGUCGUACGAGCCGGAAAGUAGGCCGCACUUUGAUGAGAUAUGCAGCGUCGUCGAUGCACUGCUGCUAUGCACCAAGGACUGACCACGGAUCAGCGAUGGACGCGAGCGCGACCAACCGUCUAAACCCCUCACCGCCGGUGGCGGAUGGCCUGCUGCACGGGGGCUGUGGGGUGAAGGACUUACAAUUUUGCAACAACUGUUCCAGGGAACGGGCAAUGUUUAACCUGAUGCUUUGGUAUGCGUAUAUAAUUUUCUGUGCCACCUCUUUGUCACUGUAUACUGAUGGGUGGUGGGCUAGUGGAGGAGCAUUGUCAGGAUUAUCUUCACUCUAAACCCUGUACUCUAUGCCUUAUAUAACGCUUCUCGACAUAGCCAUCGUUCAGCUUCAUUUCGUACGAUGGAGUGUCGAAUUCUUUCAUCCCCCAUAAUAGACGAGCAAUCGAACAAGUAAAGUGAAGGAAGAGCAAGGAAUGAUCAAAUAUCUAUUUAAAACAUACUUCUUUAAAUGUAUCCAGGAUAAGCAUACUGCUACGAGAAACAAACUGUUGACUCUUGGCUCAACACGUUUGGUUGGUUGGUUAACGAACGGUUUUAUAAUACGGUGCUUUCAGAGUAAGUGCAGAAUUAGUGCAGAAAAUACGGCAUACGAAUGAAGAUAGAAGUUUAGCAAAAGAUCAUACAAAAACCAGUAGACACACAGAGAGACACACUCAAACAUUAGGACAGUUACUAUGUUAACUCAGUAGGCGCGGUCCUCUGUACAGGCUGUUUGAAGGUGUAAAAAGAUGAAAGUAAGUGAUCGAAGUAGCGUAAGAAUAUGGUAGACCGUAAGAAAAUUCAACAAACGGAUGGUUAUAACAAUUUAACAGAUUGUUAGAGAACGGCUGAGGUAAGCUAGUUAUUAGUCGAAUGAAUGAUGCAACGACGAGUGCAUAGAACAGGGAAAGAAAAUCAGUGCAUCAAACAGCACACGAGAGAAUGCAAGAUAAGUUGCGUACGCAUGAAGAGCGCUUUUGCGUGUGCAAGAAAAAAGUGUGAUAGAUUAUUCAAGCUGACGAAAACGAGCCUUUCAGAGGGGGUUAGGGGUAAACGGUCGGAAACAGAAUGUGACAUGGGAAUGAGGAGGUGAGACAGAGAUUUAGGAAAUAGUUACAUGGUAAGCAAAACAGUUGAUCAUCGAAAGCAAACGCUAACCUUUCCAGAAACAGAACGAUAAGAACGCUAUAACAAACGCAACAUUAUACGCACACACCAACUUCGUGAUUUAAACUACCAUUUUUAAUCAGCAACCAGGACACAGGACCUGUCUGAGAUAUUUUGAUAUU
This is a messenger RNA of Anopheles coustani, 5989 nucleotides long. RefSeq names its product tyrosine-protein kinase Fer-like. Gene Ontology annotation, biological process: peptidyl-tyrosine phosphorylation. The coding region runs from base 1 to 4746 and encodes 1581 amino acids. The transcript has 10 exons. The record is from RefSeq and is a predicted model, not a curated record. NCBI's taxonomy places the organism in Eukaryota, Metazoa, Arthropoda, Insecta, Diptera, Culicidae. Gene Ontology annotation, molecular function: ATP binding; non-membrane spanning protein tyrosine kinase activity.